AUGGAGCCUGGCCGUGCGCCAUCGUGCGCGCCGCCACCGUUCGCGUGUGUCGCCCCCGCGCUCUUCCUCGGCAAUGCGCGCACCGCGGGCGAGUCAGAAUUGCUGGCGCGCGCGGGCGUCACGCUAUGCAUCAAUGUCUCCCGCCAGCAGCCGGACCCUCGCGCGCCCGGCGUGGCCGCACUGCGCGUGCCCGUGUUCGACGAUCCGGCCGAGGACCUGUUAGCGCACCUGGAGCCCACCUGCGCCGCCAUGGAGGCUGCAGUGCGUGACGGCGGUGCCUGCCUCGUCUACUGCAAAAACGGCCGCAGCCGCUCGGCCACCGUUUGCACCGCCUACCUCAUGCGGCACCGCGGCCUCAGCCUGGCGCAGGCGUUCGAGGCGGUGAAGCGCGCCCGCCCAGUGGCCGAGCCCAAUCCAGGCUUCUGGUCUCAGCUCCAGCAGUAUGAGGACCUGCUCCGACCCCAGCCCUGCCGGCCCCCGGCGCCUCCGGGGACAGUUCUUCCCAGCGAGGACCACCCCACGGAGUGCUCCGAGGACCCUGUAGAGCGUGCUUAG
Molecule: messenger RNA, 555 nt
Organism: Orycteropus afer afer
Lineage: Eukaryota; Metazoa; Chordata; Mammalia; Tubulidentata; Orycteropodidae
Gene: DUSP28
Product: dual specificity phosphatase 28
Exons: 2
Coding region: 1-555 (184 amino acids)
Biological process (GO): protein dephosphorylation
Cellular component (GO): cytoplasm
Molecular function (GO): protein tyrosine/serine/threonine phosphatase activity
Source: RefSeq, a predicted model, not a curated record